Molecule: messenger RNA, 661 nt
Organism: Guillardia theta CCMP2712
Lineage: Eukaryota; Cryptophyceae; Pyrenomonadales; Geminigeraceae
Exons: 1
Coding region: 59-310 (83 amino acids)
Source: RefSeq, a predicted model, not a curated record
ACCUCUUCUCCCUACCUCGCGAUGUAGCCGCUCCCCCGAGCCUGCAGAAUCAUGGGCCAUGGCAUGUCGACCUGAGCAACGCGACUCCAUCACCAGCUCGGCACCCAGCAAGCCCUUCCCCUGCCUCUCAGCAGCUAUGCAGCGCAUCUCUACCCGCCAGCGACAGCAAGCCAGCCCUCGGGUCUGCUGCCUUCGGAGCAGCAACGAAAUCAGGGGCGAGGUAGUGUACUGGACGAUGAGGGCUCGUCGACCAGCCCUCAGCACCUGCAGCUCUCUGGACGAUCAGCUCCAAGGACAGAACGUGAGGUAGGCUGGUAUCUGAAUAUACGGUGCAUUGGUUCGUGAUCGUUCAAUGGUGAGUAAGGAGUAAGGCGAGCCGAAGCAGCUGUCUUGCAGAUCGACGUCCUGCUGCGUCUGCCAUAAGGUCAGCCGCUCGAAAUCCGAUGGGAUAGCCUGCCCUUCGAACAGCGAUAGCGUGUCUUAUCACCUUCAAUGAGGACAACCGAAGUUCAGCAGACUCGUGGAGGUAUCAAGGAAAGUUUGUCAAGGUCAUGUUGUGUAGUCAACACACACACCGGCGACUUCACGAGAAGGGUAGAGAUGCGACAAGACUGAGAUCAAAAAAGUAGAAAUCUCUCAGUUCACCUGAGGUAAACUACAC